CUUUUUCCCUUUUUCUCUUUCAUCCAUCAGAAAAGCCAAGAAGCGUGAACACAAUCAAAGAGGGCAAAACAUGGUUAGACAAGACACACACACUGUUCGUCAUAGAUAGUGCUGCUGAUAUCUUUUGAGCUUUGGGCUGUUCUUUUUUCUCUUGUUCUUUUCUUAACUUGCACACGCUUCUAGCUAGUAGCCGACUCGUACACAUACGAGCACGCUCAUACAUAUACACUAAACAAACAACAUGUCCCUAUGUAGUCCAGUGCGACAGCGAAUAUUUGAAACGAGAUGGUCGAAAUGGUUCCUGGCUCUGGCGCUAAUGCAGGUCAUUGUCACCAUCCCGAUUCUUAUAGUGACACUCGUCAAAGUGGAAACCAGUUACAACAUGAACCCUCCGACAACGGACCUCAAAGAUUAUCUAAAGGACAAAGUAGUCCGCGUUCGAAUUGAGAAUAUCUGGUUUAUCGUCUAUGAGCUCUGGAAGCUCUGGCUUGUGAUUGAUGGGAUCUUGCAAGCUAAUUCGCUUACUGUGAUUGCCUCGGCUGCGUUUACAUGUUUCUCAGGGGCACUGGGUAUCAUGCAAAUCGUUGAAUCGCUACAAUGGACACUGUCGCUAGCUGUCAACUUGUAUCUACAAAUCGCCAUGACAGUCGUAGUCUGGACUAUCGCUGUGCCUACGAUCUUUGUGGCGCUCAUGCUGGUCAAGGAAUAUGGAUGGAAUUUAGUUGAAAGAAUUGGUCCUGACUUGCGCUUACAAAAUAUGUACUAUACUGUGCAAUGCUUCACUCUGAUGAUCAAGAUUGAUAUAUUCUUCGAAGUGCUGCUGCUAGCAUUCUACGCUGUCUGUGCCAACAUGAGCACUGAUCUUUGGGCUGCUGCAACUGCUUUGGCAAUUCUUUGCUUACUGGCUCUUUUUUUGGGGAGGAAAGCGAUUGCAGAUGAAAGGCACUGGAUGAUGUCCUUGUUCUCUCUAUUCCAAGGGGCCAUCAUAUUUGUCAACUUGGCUGUCAUGGUCAUGAUAACCGACCCAUCUGAUGUCUGGUAUACCUUGUCGAUUUAUGCUUGUGCCUCUAUAGUGAUUGUUGUGUUUACACUCUAUAUGGCCGUUCGAUGUCAGCGAAACUUUGGCAACGGUUUAAAGCCUCAUGGUUAGUAAUGAUAAUUUUUUUUGAAAUAAAGCAGCAUGGACUUGUUAAUACUCUUUUUGCUCCAGUCAAUUGGGCAUUAUACCGUAAACCAUCCAAAACAUCAUCUACCACCGUAAGGAGUGUUGCAAAUCACCCUCACCAGCCGCAUCGUCAGUAUUACGAUCCACAUUCUUCAGCGCAACUUCCACCGCCAGUUCCGCCACAUCACAGUAGCCACCGUUAUCACGCACAACAGGAGAGUCUUCUCGAGCACACAGAUGAGCCCAUUAACAUCGCUACCAGCAGCAGCAGCAGCAGCACGCAACCACCUCCUUCAGUCGAUUUCACCGAAUACUACCGUAUGCAUUUCCAGCAGCAGCAACAACAAACGCCACAUGAGAAACAGCAGCGGCGAGAAUAAUGGCGUUAGUUUUGUAGUAGUUACCCUUAAUCAACGUCUCCUUGGCAACGAGACAAUUUCCUUCUAUACCGCAAUUGUAAAUUUUU
Messenger RNA from Zychaea mexicana, 1631 nucleotides. RefSeq lists its product as uncharacterized. Bases 242 to 1150 code for a protein of 302 amino acids. The record is from RefSeq and is a predicted model, not a curated record. Gene Ontology annotation, cellular component: Golgi apparatus. The transcript is spliced from 8 exons. Lineage: Eukaryota; Fungi; Mucoromycota; Mucoromycetes; Mucorales; Lichtheimiaceae.